AUGCACGACGAAUCCAAGCAUCAGCAUAGAGAACAAUCGAAAACCGAAACGCAGCUACAGGAAGUAGAUGGACUAAGAAUUUCAACUGAUACUGUUCGUCGACGCCUAGCUGAAUGUAAUCUGAGACCAAGAAUUCCAGCGCGAGGACCAACUUUGACCCCAGAGCAUCGUAGAGCACGGUUAACUUUUGCUAGGAAACACAUUGAUUGGGCUAAUAAAGACUGGGAAAGAGUUCUUUGGUCAGAUGAAACCAGAAUUUGUCUCUGCAACUCAGAUAGACGUAUAAGAGUUUAUCAAAGACCAAAUGAAAGAUAUGCCCAAUGUAACUUCCAGAACACCAGAUUAUUUGGUGGAGGGUCAGUUAUGUUUUGGGGAGAAAUCUCUUUAACUGCUCGUACUGACUUGGUGGCUAUUAAUAAUGGCAGUUUAACAGCUGCUAGACAUAAGGGAGAUCUUCAGGAUAAUGCUAGACCGCAUGUUGCUCAGAUUGUUCAAAAUUACUUUAAUGAUGUUGGAAUUGAAACUAUGGAUGGGCCAGCAAAUAGUCCUGAUCUUAGUCCAAUUGAGAAUGUAACUGUAAUAGACGAAACAUCACUGGCACCAAAUUGUAACGAAAACGUUGAAAAUUUCCCUUUAACGAAUGGUAAGUGUUGCGAAGGCGACGCAUCAAAACCUACCGAAAUUACUAGUGAAAGUAGCAUCAAAUCUACACAAACCGCGGACAAUAUUGUGGUGAGUGCGGACGUUCAUAACGAACGAGAUGAGAAAAUAAAUGAUAGCAACAGUAGUAAUAGUAUUAGUAGUAGUAUAUGCAGUGACAAUAUUAAUAACAAAGAUAACGAAAAUGUAGAUUAUUUGUACAGAAAUGUCAAUGGCGGCUGUUAUACAGGUUUAAGCAACAAUGGUGAUAAACUAGUUCGAACAUGUAAAGUUACUUAUAAGAAGAGCGCUAAGCAACAAAACAGUGUUGAACGGGGCGAGAGCAUCAUCCAUACCAUCAGUCCCGCGAUAAGAAGAAACACGGACGAGGCGACGCCGGGCGCCACAAAAGAAUCGAUUUGUUCCAUAUUCCACUGUGUGCGCAAUCAAGUCGGUUCCACGAUCCAGUUGUUUUCAAAAAAAGGGGUCGGUCAGAGCAUUUAUCGAAUCCUUAUCAAGAAUUUAUCAAUGGAAAUGUGCCGGAUAACGACUAAAGGUGAAAAUGUGGAUAACUGGGACACACCCUUAAUAUAUCUACUUACCUCAAAAUUUGGCCAACUUACACGUAGGGAAUGGGAAAUCUAUUCCAAGAAUUUUGAUAGCCCUUCAAUCCUUAACCUCACUACAUUCCUCACAGAGCGUUGCCACCUCUUAGAGUCAAUUGAUUUUAAAGUGCAAAAUAAACAUGAUCCAAAUCCUCAAAAGAGUUAUGGUACACCUAAGACAUUCACCAAUGCCGUUUUUGAAAAUAAAUGUCCUGUUUGUAAAGAUAGCCAUUUUGUCUAUGCAUGUGAGAAAUUCCUCAAACUUCCUGUGAGCGAAAAGUACAAUGAGGCGAAACGUCUAAAAUUAUGUACAAAUUGCCUACGUCCAGGUCAUUUUGCAUCUGUUUGCACAUCCAAACAUUCUUGUAGAGCUUGCCAGCGAAGGCAUCAUUCAUUGCUACAUUACCCCACAAAUAACUUUGAGAAAGAUUCCAGGCACAUAACCUCAAAUGUAAAUCCAAGUAUUACUAAGCAACCCUCUCAAAAAACGCUUUGCGCCCAAAUAAGGGCAACCUCAAGCAAUAACCAUGAUGGUAUUAACCCAACACAGUUGCCCAAUCCUCAAAGAGGUAACAUAAAUUCUCAUCUUUGUGAAACCCCGAGUUUCUUGCCAUCGAAUCAAUUACCCCACGCUACUUCACACCAAGUGGUAGUAGAUCAAAAUGUUUGUAAUCCUCAACAAGAGAAUAAUCUUCAGCCUGAUUUGCCUAUUGAUUACAGUUUUGCUUGUGCUAAUUCUGUACCAAAUACUUUUGUGCUCCUAUCUACUGCUUUAGUUUAUGUUUAUGACAGCUGUUCGAGACCCAUACCCUGUAGAGCCUUACUUGAUAGCGGGUCACAGUCUAAUCUUAUAUCAAAGACCUUGUUUGAUAUCCUAAACCUCAAGUAUGAGAAAGUGCACAUCCCUGUUUGUGGUAUAAAUCAGGGAACAACCUAUAUUAAUAAGAAAACCUCAUUAACGAUUAAGGACUUAAGUAAGAGUCAUCAUUUUAAUCUGACUGCCUUAGUAAUCGAUAAAAUUACCGAUAAAUGUCCUCAGCAGACGCUAAAUGUAUCUAAUUUCAUUAUUCCCAAAGAAAUUACUCUGGCAGACCCCACUUUCUUUGAAUCCUCUGAAAUUGAUCUCCUUAUAGGAGCUAGUCUAUUUUAUGACCUGCUUAUUUCAGGUCAAAUGAAACUUGGAACAAGGAAUCCUAUCUUGCAGAACACCAAACUUGGUUGGGUAAUUUCUGGACCUAUGCAUGUUUCCAAGGGUUUUACACCCCUGAAAUCCAUAUCGGCUUUUUCCUUGAAUAAUGAGUUUGAGCUAAAACAAUCACUUGAGAAGUUUUGGCACAUUGAAGAACCCUUCCAUGAACCCUGUAAGUUUACCCCAGAGGAAAUGGAGUGUGAAUCCCAUUUUAAGAGUACCUUUACUCGAACUUCUUCGGGUAGAUUUGAAGUUAGUUUGCCCUUAAAGGGCACUGUAUCCAAACUAGGUGAUUCCCAAGAAAUUUCCAUGAAAAGAUUUUUGGCUAUUGAAAGAAAACUUACAAGGAAUCCUGAACUUAAAUUCUCUUACACGCAAUUUAUUCAGGAAUAUGAAAAAUUAGGACAUAUGUCAAAAAUUAAUUCCCAAGAAAAAACGUCAGACCCCAUCUAUUACUUGCCUCACCAUGCCAUUGAGAAAUUGGACAGCACUACUACCAAGUUAAGGGUAGUGUUCGACGCCUCAUCUAAAACAACAACUGGCAUUUCUCUAAACGAUAUUCUAAUGGUUGGCCCCACUGUGCAAAGCGACUUGUUCUCCAUAAUCCUCAGAUUCAGAGAGCACAAUUAUGUGUUAUCAGGUGACAUCGCCAAGAUGUACCGACAAAUUCUUGUUAAGCCAGAGCAAAGGAAGCUUCAGCGCAUAGUGUGGAGAGACUCCCCGGAGUCGGAUCUCAACCACUAUGAAUUAAACACCAUUACCUAUGGCACAGCCAGUGCCUCUUUCUUAGCUACAAGAUGUAUACAACAAAUUUCGUUUGACAUCAAAGAUUCCUAUCCUUUGGAAAGUCACAUCAUUGCUCGUGAUAGCUACGUGGAUGACGUACUAACAGGGUGCAAUGACCUUGAAACCCUUAUAAAAGUAAGAUCCAACCUUAUAUCAAUUUUUCAAACUUAUGGGUUUGAAUUACGAAAGUUCUCAUCCAAUGAACCCAAAGUAUUAUCUAAUAUUUCAGAUAAGAAUUCUAUAGGUCAUAUCAUAAAUGACAAUCAAAGUUGCAAAGCAUUAGGUAUAUUUUGGGAUUCCCAGAAAGAUCAAUUUAUCUAUACCUCGAAGUUAAGCAAUUCUAUGGCUGUGGUCACGAAACGUUCUAUCCUCUCAGCCAUAUCGCAGAUAUUUGAUCCUUUGGGCCUCCUCGGUCCAAUCAUAAUUCAAGGAAAGAUUCUUAUGCAGAAGCUAUGGCUGUUAAAAAUUUCAUGGGACGAGCCUCUACCCAAUGAUUCUUAUAAAAUUUGGUCCAACUUUUCCAAUCAGCUGUCCAAAGCAAACACCUUUAAAAUACAUCGACAAGUAACCUCCAAAAAUCCUAUUGAUGUUCAGAUCCAUGGGUUUUGUGAUUCCUCCAUAAAUGCUUAUGGAGCCUGUGUAUACCUUCGCUGCACAGACUCCGAUGGAAAAAUAUAUUGUAAUCUCCUCUGCGCAAAGUCACGUGUUGCUCCCCUUAAGGCUGUUUCACUGCCCAGUUUGGAGCUUUGCGGAGCACUUCUUUUAGCCAAGCUUAUAAAUAAGAUUCUCGAAACUGUAAGUUAUCCUAUAGGGGAGAUUUUUUACUGGACUGACUCAUCAAUUGUUCUUUGCUGGUUAAGUUUAGAACCUCGCAGCCUUAAGACGUUUGUCUGCAAUAGGAUAUCUGAAAUUCAACAAAUAACAAAUAUCAACCAUUGGUAUCACGUGAUUUCGUCACAAAAUCCUGCAGAUAUCAUCUCUAGAGGUAUGAGCCCAGUUGAUUUGGAGAGUAAUAAUCUUUGGUGGCACGGACCCUCCUUUUUAUUGAAACAUAAAAGUUUUUGGCCUUCAAAUAAUCAUGUGUCGAAUUACGCUCGACAAAAUACCGAGAAAUCUAAAAUAAUCGACAUUAAUCCUAAAUCCUUAAUAUUCUUUGCAAAGGAGAGCAAUGAUUUUGUUAUGAACCUAUGCUCGAAAUAUUCCUCUUAUUCAAAGCUCAUUAAUGUAGUCGCUUAUUGUUUGCGAUUUCAUUUUAACUUAAAAUAUAAAGACAAAAGAAUUACUGGUGCCUUGUCCCAAACUGAGGUAAUACAAAGUGUCAAUUGCCUUGUAAGGUUAAUUCAGAGUUCCGCGUUUCCUGAAGACCUAUUCAGCCUAAAAAAUAAUAAGACGAUAAGGCCUAGUAGUAAGCUUAGUACUCUCAACCCUUUUCUUGACAGUGAUCUCCUCCUACGAGUAGGUGGUCGAUUAAACCAUUCUAAGCUGACGUUUAACCAAAAACAUCCUAUACUGAUACCUUAUAAUCAUCCCUUUUCUAAGCUUGUUGUCACCCAUGAGCAUAUCCGCAAUCUACAUCCAGGAACGCAAGCUACGCUGUCAUUUGUGAGGCAGCAAUUUUGGCCAACAAAUGGCAAGCAACUGGUUAAAUCAGUGAUUCGGAAGUGCAUAAUUUGUUUCAAGUCCAAUCCUCGAUCAUUAAAAGCCCAAAUGGCAGCUCUACCCAGUGUCCGGGUUACUCCCUCCUAUGCUUUUUACAAUACCGGUGUAGAUUAUGCCGGACCUUUUGUUCUAAAGGACUCCAAAUUUAAAAAUAGGAGGCUUCUUAAGUGCUAUAUUUGUUUGUUCGUGUGUUUGACAACCAAGGCAAUACACCUUGAACUAGCUACAGAGCUUACCACUCAAUCUUUUAUUUCUGCCUUUUUGCGCUUUGUAUCUAGAAGAGGUCUAUGCAAAAAUCUACAUUCUGAUAACGGUUCUAAUUUUGUUGGGGCUAAGAAUGAGUUUGACAAAAUUAACACUAUUUUAAGGGAUGAAAGGUUUCAAAAUGCGCUAAGGGAUAAUAAAAUUCAAUGGAGUUUUAUUCCUUCUCACUCGCCACACUUUGGUGGCCUUUGGGAAGCUUCGGUAAAGUCCACCAAACAGCAUCUUAAGCGUGUUUUAAAUAAUACUCCUCUACAUUAUGAGGAAUUCUAUACCCUGCUUGUACAAAUCGAGGCCAUACUGAACUCCCGACCGCUCACUCCUCUCAGUGAUGACCCGAAUGACCUCGAGGCGCUGACACCAGGUCAUUUUCUUAUUGGUCGCCCUCUUAAUAAAUAUCCAGAGCUGGAUUUAUUGGACGUUCCUGAUGGUCGCCUCUCCAGGUAUCAGCACCUGCAAAAGAUGUCUCAGCACUUUUGGCAGAGAUGGUCUGAUGAAUUUCUGCAUACCCUGCACCAAAGGUUCAAGUGGAAGUCCAAGGUCAAGCCAUCGGAGCUAUUAGGUUCUCUGGUCCUAUUAAAGGAGGACAACCUGCCUUCCUUGCAAUGGAGAACAGGACGUGUUGUCGACUUACAUUCUGGAAGUGAUGGAACAGUUCGUGUAGUGAGUGUGCGAACUUCUAGUGGUGUUGUGAAGCGCUCUAUAACAAAGAUUUGUCCCUUGCCCAUCGAAUCCCUCCGUGACAUUCGCGAAAGUGAAUAA
Messenger RNA from Anthonomus grandis grandis, 5901 nucleotides. RefSeq lists its product as uncharacterized. Gene Ontology annotation, molecular function: DNA binding. Gene Ontology annotation, biological process: DNA transposition; DNA integration. NCBI's taxonomy places the organism in Eukaryota, Metazoa, Arthropoda, Insecta, Coleoptera, Curculionidae. The record is from RefSeq and is a predicted model, not a curated record. The transcript is spliced from 6 exons. The coding region runs from base 1 to 5901 and encodes 1966 amino acids.